UGAUUAUAUAAAGGGAAGAUUUAUAUUUACAUAUUACAUUAUUGAAACACAAUACUGUUCGAACACUAUUGACAUUAAACUGAAUUUUUCAUUUCUACAAAAUGAAACAUUUUAUUGUUUUUGUGGUAACCGUUGUGAUAUUUGUUGAAGCUCAUGAAACCUGUGGUGUAAUUCCAAUAUCUGAAUGGGGUGGAGAAUCCUCGUAUCGUAAACAGAUUCUCCAGAAUCCUGUAAAGCUGGUGAUCAUACAACAUACAGAGAGCCAGGAAUGCAAUACUGACGACCGGUGUCAGACUAUCGCGAAAGGGAUCAGGAAUUACCAUAGAUUCGAAAAGGGAUUCGAUGACAUAGGUCCAUCUUUUCUAAUUGGUGGCAAUGGAAAAGUUUACGAAGGCGCUGGAUGGAACCGAGUCGGAGCUCAUACAAAGCUAUACAAUAAUCGUUCAAUAGGGAUCUCUUUUAUGGGAAACUUUCAAAACAAAUUGCCCACCACAGAGGCGCUGCAAGCAGCACACAGUCUGAUAUCAUGCGGCGUGACAAAUAUGUAUUUGUCUGAAGAUUAUCAGCUGGUAGGCCAUCAGCAAGUGUUUUCUACACUAAGUCCUGGAAGAGAGUUACAGGCAAUUGUAAAAACAUGGCCGCAUUGGGUGCAAACUGUUUUGUAGCUUUGUUCAAGGUCUUAAAAUUAUAUUAUUUAUAUUAUUAUCUUAUUGUAUUAUAAUUAAUUUCAUUGUAAUAGAGAAUUAUUAUAAUAAAUAAUAAUAUUAUAAUAAUUCUAUAUAUAUAUUAUACAACUUAAAAUGGCAAACAAGCUGACGGCCCACCUGAUGGAAAGUGGUAACCGUCGCCUAUAGACAUAGCAGUACCAUGGACAUAACAGAGUAUACUGUUUCGCCCAUGAUACCCGCCAUGCGUUGCCAUUCCUGAGGACUCAGGUGUUAUUCCUCUAUACUCACGGCAUAUCCCACCCUUCAAACCGAAACACAGCCAUGCAAACACAACUGCUUCACUUCAUAUAUAUAUAUAUAAACGUUUGUCUUGACUAUAAUUAAUGCACAGCCCCAAAUCAUAAGAGUUAAAAACUUGAAAUUUUGGCAGGUAAAGCAUUUCAUUUUGUUAACAUCCAUUAGGAACAGAUUUUUGGAAAUUCCACCCCCUAAAGGGGUAAAAUAAAGGAUGAAAGGUUGUAUGGACAUGUCAUUCAAAGUAACACUAAUUAUUAUUUGUUUAAGAAUAUAUUAUUAUUGUUUACUGUUAUUUAAUAAUUUGUCAGUAAAUUAAAUAAAUUAUAUUUAAUUUGAAUAUAUUUUAUAUAUUUACAAUAAUAUUAUUAUCUAAUGUUAUAUUAUUAUUUAUGUAAUUUUAUUAUUUACAUAUGUAGGUAUAUAGAGCUGUUUUUAUUGUAUUAUAUAUUCAAUUUUUUACUGGGUAUUAUUUAGUUUAUCUUUAAUUGUAUGGUUACUACCCUUAUGCAUUCUACAGUUUUCUUUCAGCUACUCAAAGGUUGACUGUAAGAGAUCCCUUUAUACUAUAAGUAUAGGGAUAAGUCCGCCAUUGUAUAUUAAAUCCUUUAAUGUAUUCAGCAUGUUUUUGUACAAUAAAGAUGUUACAAUACAAUACAA
Galleria mellonella (greater wax moth) is the source of this 1622-nucleotide messenger RNA. RefSeq names its product peptidoglycan recognition protein-like. Bases 102 to 665 code for a protein of 187 amino acids. The record is from RefSeq and is a predicted model, not a curated record. Gene Ontology annotation, biological process: peptidoglycan catabolic process; innate immune response. Gene Ontology annotation, molecular function: zinc ion binding; peptidoglycan binding; N-acetylmuramoyl-L-alanine amidase activity. Lineage: Eukaryota; Metazoa; Arthropoda; Insecta; Lepidoptera; Pyralidae. The transcript has 4 exons.